CAUCACACAUCCUCCAGCAAGUGAAGAAGUAGGGGAAGCAAGCGAACACACGGAGGAGUUCGGAACGGAGAGUUACGUGCAGUUACGGUGGCUCGUGUGGGUAGGUGUACGGCGUACCCGUCAAUGUUACGUCCGCGUGAUCUCUCGCCCUCGUCGCGCGUCGUUGAUUGUCAAGCAGCCCGUUCCAGGUGAACGCCUUCGCGAAGAUACACCGGGGUAGCGGAACAUGGUCGGUCCAGAAGGCUACGCGGUGACGCACUCGCCAACAGCGGGUAGUCGAAACUGAACGCGUCCAGGCGAAAAGGUAAUCCUUAUCCGCGAGAGAGAGACUCUCCCGAGCGCGUGCAUGCGUACGUACGUGCCAGCUAGCAGCCAAUCAGCCAACCGGAGCGUCGUCAGCAGAGGUAGCCGAGGUCUUCCCCCGUGGAAUCAUGGGCUCGCGGAGCAACGAGAGUCGUAACUCCGGGACGAAUCAUCAUCAUCAUCAACAGCAACAUCAUCAUCAUCAUCAACCUCAGCAGCAACGUUGCGCCCAAGACAUGGCCUGCGAACGCGCAGAGAACGACUUUGAGUUCCUGGUACCGCCCGAAGCACCGGUGUUCGAACCCACGAACGAGGAGUUCCAUGACCCUCUCGCCUACAUCGCCAAGAUUAGGCCGAUCGCCGAGAUGUCCGGCAUCUGCAAGAUCAAACCUCCGCCUAAUUGGCAGCCACCAUUUGCCGUGGACGUGGACAAAUUCAAAUUUGUUCCGAGAAUACAAAGAUUAAAUGAAUUAGAAGCUAAAACCAGGAUAAAGCUUAAUUUCUUAGAUCAAAUCGCAAAAUUUUGGGAGCUCCAAGGUUCAUCCUUGAAAAUCCCGCUUGUAGAACGAAAGGCACUGGACUUGUAUUCCUUGCAUAAGAUAGUCACAGAUGAAGGAGGCAUAGAAACUGUAACAAAAGAAAGAAGAUGGGCAAAAAUUGCCAACAAAUUGGGAUAUCCAUCUGGACGAAGCGUCGGCAGCAUAUUGAAGAAUCACUAUGAGAGAAUUUUAUAUCCAUUUGAUGUCUUCAAACAAGGAAAAAUAUUGUCAGAUAUUAAAAUCGAACCAGACUCGGACGUUAACGAGAAAAGGGAUCGAGAUUACAAGCCACAUGGUAUAAUAUCUCGACAGCAAAUUAAACCACCGAACGAGAAAUUCUCGCGACGGUCCAAACGAUAUUCCGGCCAAGAAGAAAAGCAAGAUGUAUGUAUUAAACAGGAGGACUGUAAGGAAGAAUGCGAUUCAGAUAACGAGUGCAAGGAAAAAGUUAAAAGCAGGUAUUUCAAUUUUGAGGACAAAAGCAAGGAACUUAAAAAGUUACAAUUUUACGGACCAGGCCCGAAAAUGGCCGGCUUUAAUACCAAAGAGGGAAAGAAAUCUAAUAAGACACGCGGCUUGAAACUCGUAUACGAUUUCGAUCCUUUGGCAAAAUACAUUUGUCACAAUUGCGGAAGAGGCGAUAAUGAAGAGAAUAUGCUGCUGUGCGACGGUUGCGACGACAGCUAUCACACUUUUUGCCUUAUGCCGCCAUUAACGGAAAUACCAAAGGGUGAUUGGCGAUGUCCCAAAUGUGUCGCCGAAGAAGUGUCCAAGCCUAUGGAGGCGUUCGGCUUUGAACAAGCGCAAAGGGAAUAUACGUUGCAACAGUUUGGCGAAAUGGCCGAUCAAUUCAAAAGCGACUACUUUAAUAUGCCUGUUCAUAUGGUUCCAACAUCACUGGUGGAGAAGGAGUUUUGGAGAAUAGUCUCGUCUAUCGACGAGGACGUGACUGUAGAGUACGGCGCUGAUUUGCAUACGAUGGAUCACGGAUCUGGAUUUCCGACCAAGACUAGCGUCAAUUUGUUUACCUGCGAUCAGGAGUACGCCGAAUCCUCGUGGAAUCUAAAUAACUUGCCGGUCCUUCGCGGCAGCAUCUUGGGCCACAUUAACGCUGAUAUCAGUGGCAUGAAAGUUCCUUGGAUGUACGUCGGCAUGUGCUUCGCCACAUUUUGCUGGCACAACGAAGACCACUGGAGCUAUUCCAUCAAUUAUCUACAUUGGGGCGAACCAAAGACUUGGUACGGUGUGCCUGGCUCUCAAGCAGAGCGCUUCGAACACUCCAUGAAGUCCGCUGCACCAGAAUUGUUUCACAGUCAACCUGAUCUGUUGCAUCAACUUGUCACUAUCAUGAAUCCUAAUAUCUUGACGCACGAAGGAGUGCCGGUAUUUAGAACAGACCAGCACGCGGGUGAAUUUGUUGUAACAUUUCCGAGAGCGUAUCAUGCAGGAUUUAAUCAGGGUUACAAUUUUGCUGAAGCUGUCAAUUUUGCACCUGCAGAUUGGCUGAAGAUUGGACGAGAUUGUAUCACGCAUUAUUCGAAUUUGAGAAGAUUUUGUGUAUUUUCUCACGAUGAGUUAGUUUGCAAAAUGUCAUUGGAUCCAGAUUCGUUAGACAUCGGUGUCGCAACCGCUACAUAUUACGAUAUGCUACAAAUGGUGGAGGCUGAGAAAAAAUUACGAAAAAACUUGCUGGAAUGGGGUGUGACGGAAGCAGAACGUGAAGCAUUCGAGCUUCUACCGGACGACGAGAGACAGUGCGAAGCAUGCAAAACCACUUGCUUCUUGAGUGCAGUUACAUGUUCGUGCCACAAGUCGCAAUUGGUUUGCUUGAGACAUUUUGCUGAAUUGUGUACCUGUCCACCAGAGAAGCAUACGUUGCGUUAUCGGUAUACAUUGGAUGAAUUACCGAUCAUGCUGCAGAAAUUAAAACUGAAGGCCGAGUCAUUUGACUCGUGGGCGACUAAAGUGAAGGAAGCGAUGGAUCCCAAGAAUGACAAGAUUGAACUGACCGAAUUGAGGGAGCUUCUUAAUGAAGCUGAGAAUAAAAAGUUUCCCGAGAGCGAAUUGCUCACGGCUUUAACCACCGCUGUACAAGAUGCUGAGAAGUGUGCGAGUGUUGCGCAACAGCUGUUGAACAAUAAACAGCGCACAAGGACUAGGCAAUCAGUUGAGACCAAGUAUAAACUCACUAUAGAAGAAUUAACACUUUUCUACAAAGAGAUAUCCAACUUGUACUGUGAACUCAAAGAAUCAGAUGGGGUAAAGUUUAUACUCGACCAAGUGUUGCAGUUUCAAAAGGAUGCGGAAGAAUUGGAGGCCAACGAAGAAGAUUGUGAUGUUGAGAAAUUGAAGAAAUGCAUCGACUUCGGGGACUCUAUCUGCAUUGAUCUGCCUCAACUUGUACUAUUGAAACAAAGAUUAGCGCAGAUACAGUGGUUAGAGGAAGUAAAAGCCCUCCAGGACAACCCGAAAACUGCCAGUCGCGAAGAGGUGACAAAGUUAAUCGAGAAAGGUAUGACGAUACCGCCUCAUUUCAGUAUAGAAGCUACACUGGCGGAAUUGCACGCGUUAACGCAAGCAAUUGAUACGUGGGAGGAGAAGGCCAAGGUAUUUAACACGAAAAAUAGACGAACCAUCGCCGAUGUGGAAAAGUUUAUUCGCGAGGCGGAUGACGUCGAAGCGUAUCUUCCGAGUCUGGAUAAUCUUCAGGACAUGCUGAACAAGGCGAAGAAUUGGACGAAGCUCGUCGAUGAGAUACAAGGGAAAGAGAACUUUCCGUAUUACGACACUUUGGACGACCUGGUAAGGAAGGGUAGAAAUAUUCCGUUGCACCUGGACGCCCUUCCGAUGCUGGAAUCUACGCUCUCGCAGGCGAAGACAUGGAAGGAGAGAACCGCGAGGACAUUUUUGAGGAAGAACUCUCAUUAUACGUUGAUGGAAGCUCUGUCCCCGCGAAUUGGCGUUGGCGUUCAAGCGAUGAAGACCAAGAAGCAUAAGGGUGAUGAAUCUGUAGGAGCUGUUUAUGUCUGUGAUACGAAAUUGGAUGACUCCAGCAACUCGGCGAAUGUCGUUGCCGCCUUUAAGCUUGCGGAGCAGCGCGAGAUGGAGGCAAUGAGGAGCUUAAGGGAGAGAAAUUUGUUGAAAAUCAAAGACGACGUCGAAGAUUCCAAAUAUUGCGUCUGUCGGCGACCAAGAUUCGGCGUUAUGUUCCAGUGCGAGCUUUGCAAAGAUUGGUUUCACACAAAUUGCGUGCCUUUGCCUAAGACACCGUACAAGGGUAAGCCACCAGGUCCGAAGGACAUAAAGUUCUUGUGUCCAUGUUGUCUACGUUCUCGACGACCUCGUCUGGAAACGAUACUAGCUCUCUUAGUGAGCCUCCAAAAAAUUUCAAUUCGAUUGCCAGAGGGAGAAGCGUUGCAAUGUUUGACUGAACGUGCGAUGAAUUGGCAGGAUCGAGCGAGACAGGCAUUAGCCACUGAAGAGAUCUCGUCCAUAUUGGCAAAACUUUCUGUGAUGUCGCAAAAAUUAGUUGAAGCAGCAGCGAGAGAAAAGACGGAAAAGAUAAUUAGCAGCGAAUUGAAGAAAGCAGCAAAUAAUCCUGAACUGCCAAGGGUGCAAGCCAUUGCGCCUCUUAGCGGAGUGCAUUCAGACGAUAGCGCUCUUAGUACUGCUGAUGACGAUGAUGAUGUCAUUGCUAUGGAUGACGAACCAACGUGUAGUACUUUUAACAGUAAUGAACAUGCAUAUUCAUACAUCUCAAAAGUUCGGCGAAAAGGACCUCAAUCGGACGACAGCGGUAGCGAAUCGUUUGGCCUAUUAUCGUCAAACGCGAGAUUACGUUUGGAGGAACUGAUGAUGGAAGGCGAUUUGUUGGAAGUUGCCUUGGACGAGACGCAACAUAUUUGGCGUAUCUUGAGUCAUAUGAAUAAUCACAACACUAUGCGAAAGUAUAAAUCAUUCGAGGAAGUUCAAGUGAAUGCUAAUCAAGAGAGCAAGGACAUAAAGAAGCGUGGGAGGAAGCGAAAGGAAGAAUUCGAGUUGUUGAAAAAAAUUGGCCGACAGAAAAUCGAAGAGAAAAAUACAGUUAAACGAAACAAAAACAUUCCUAUCGUUAAGGAGAAGAGACAGAGCAGUUCGCCCGUUCCUAUGAAACGUGGGCCUCGCAAGAUUAAGCGUAAGAGUGAGGGCGAAGAAAGUCCAAGGAAGCGAGGUGGUAAUCGCACGAAAAAAACCAAACAAGAAAGCUCAGAUGAAGAGGAUGAUUGUGCAGCAGUAAACUGCUUGCGGCCUAGUGGUAAAGAAGUUGAUUGGGUUCAAUGCGACGGUGGCUGCGAAGGUUGGUUCCAUAUGCAUUGCGUCGGUUUGGAUCGCACAGAAAUCGCCGAGGAAGAUGAUUAUAUUUGUAGCAACUGUAAAGAAAUCGAUCAAAAUGCAUCGCCCCAGGGAUACCAAGGCAGCACCACCGACACUGAAGCGGGCGUCUAGAAAAGCGAUAUCCUCCUCGUCUCCUAGGACAGCUUCACUAGCCCACUUCAUGUCGUCUGUUAGUGUCUGCACCGAAAUUCCGGGGUGUUUGCGAUAAUUGUGACUCUCGAUCUAAGAACUCUCUCUCUUUCUCUCUCGCGAUAUGAAAUUAAAACAUGUUUACGAUUGUUUCUUACCGUUAUCUAAGAAACUAAGCGACAUUAUUCGAGGUUGUAUGUUUGUUUAUUUGAAUUACUGCUAUUUUACGAAACAGACGAAUACUUAAAGAGAAGUAAAGUAUCAUAUAGCAUAGUCGAGUUUACAAUACACAUUAUUAUAAUAAACGUUUUUCUUGUUAACAGUAGCUCUAUAUUGCGAUUAUAGGUUAAUCACAAUCAUUCUUUUUGCAUUUAUACCGAUAUAUGAUUAAAUCUUCAUUCACACGAAGAUAUAGUAGAAAUAAUAUUGUACAAUAUCAAUUUUUUUUUUUCGAUUAUACAAAAAUUCGAUUAUACAAAGAUAAAAGCGCCCGUUUUACGUCAUCUUCACGACUGUAAGAGUAUUAUUCGUCUAUAUGUAUGUUUCAUUGAAUUUCUUUCUCUACUUUUUUUUAAUUAAAAAUUACCAGUUUUGCGCGGACGAAUCACGGAUGAACCGUUGAUAUACGCCUUCUUCAUAAUUUUAUAUUAAUUUGUUUAGGUAAAAAGAAAAAAUAUUUUUACUUAUUUACUUAUAAUUUACACAUAUGUCGCAUCGCACUGUGAAUAUGAUCGAACAAAACAGUUUCCAUGAAAUAUCCGCAAUCACGGAUAAUUUAUAGAUGCUAUAACAGCACGAUCUAUCUAAGUGUGUAUUACCUUACCUUAUCUAUUGACAUUUGGGGAAUGAACAUAACUCCUGAAAUGGGAAUAUAUAUAUUAUAUCGCGAGUUGAAGUGAUCCGGAUGAUGAGUGAGAUCGUCGCGAAAACGUAUUAUCAUUAUAUUAUAUAUUGAUGAAU
This is a messenger RNA of Nylanderia fulva, 6305 nucleotides long. The record is from RefSeq and is a predicted model, not a curated record. NCBI's taxonomy places the organism in Eukaryota, Metazoa, Arthropoda, Insecta, Hymenoptera, Formicidae.